UCUCAAAAAAAAAAAAAAAAAUUUUUUUUAAAAACACUGUUGGCCAGGCAUAGUGGCUCAUGCCUGUGAUCCCAGCACUUUGGGAGGCUGAGUCAGGAGGAUUUCUUCAUCCCAGGAGUUCAAGACCAACCUGUGCAACAUGGCAAAAUCCCAUCUCUACAAGAAAAAGUAUAAAACUUAGCAGGGUAUGGUGGUGCACACCUGUAGUCUUAGCUAGUAAGGAGCCUGAGGCAAGAGGAUGGCUUGAGCCUGGGAGGCUGAGGCUGCAGUGAGCCGUGGCUAUGCCACUGCACUCCAGCCUGGGCAGAAGAGUGAGCCCUGUCUCCCAAAACAAACAAGCAAAAAAAAAAAAAAGACCCUACCAGAUAAAACAAAAACAAAUUCUCUAUGCAAAGGGUACAGAGAAAGCAAGGUGUGCUGUGUUUUUCAUAAGGAGAAUUACAAAAAAACUCGAGAAUGCAGUUUUGUUAAAGGAAAAGUAAUUUUGUCUAGUUUACAGAUUAUUCAAAAAUUGUUUUAAAUUGAAAAAAAUGAUAAAUAAAGCAAUAGAUAUAGAAAGUUGGAGAAAGCAAAUCAAAAACGUUUUUGUAAGACGUUAUAAAAGGUUUAUGGGCCGGGCGCGGUGGCACGUGCCUGUAGUCCCAGCUACUCGGGAGGCUGAGGCUGGAGGAUCGCUUGAGCCCAGGAGUCCUGGGCUGUAGUGCACUAUGCUGAUCGGGUGUCCGCACUAAGUUUGGCAUCAAUAUAGGGACCUCCAGGGAGCAAGGGACCAUCAGGUUGCCUAAGGAGGGGUGAACCGGCCCAGGUCGGAAACAGAGCAGGUCAAAACUCCCGUGCUGAUCAGUAGUGGGAUCGCGCCUGUGAAUAGCCACUGCACUCCAGCCAGGGCAACAGAGAGAGACCCCAUCUCUUUAAAAAAAAAAAAAAAUCGUUUAUGGAAAUCUUGUGUGGUCGAAGCUGAGUAAGAUUGGAUGGAUAUAUUUUUGUUUUGUUUUGUUUGAGACAGGAGUUUUGCUCUGUUGUCCAGGCUGGGUGGUGCGAUCUCAGCCCACUGCAACCUCCGCCUCCCGGGUUCAAGCAAUUCUCCUGCCUCAGCCUCACAAGUAGUUUGGAUUACAGGCACCCAGUCAUGCCCGGCUAAAUUUUUGUAUUUUUAAGAGAGACAAGGUUUUGCCAUGUUGACCAGGCUGGUCUCAAACUGCUGACCUCAAGUGAUCUGCCUGCCAUGGCCUUCCAAAGUGCUGGGAUUACAGGCAUGAGCCACCUCGUCCAGCCUGGACAGAUCUACUUUUUCAUUUUUAUUUAUUUAUUUAUUUAUUGAGACAGAGUCUUUCUCUAUCGCCAGGCUGGAGUGCAGUGGCGCGAUCCUGGCUCACUGCAACUUCUGUUUUCUGGUUUCAAGCAAUUCUCCUGCCUCAGCCUCCCCAGUAGCUGGGACUACAGGCACACACCACCAUGCCCAGCUAAUUUUUUCUACUUUUAGUGGAGGCGGGGUUUCACCAUGUUGGCCAGGAUGGUCUCAAUCUCUUCACCUCAUGAUCCGCCCACCUCGGCCUUCCAGAGUGCGGGCAUGAGCCACGGCACCCGGCCUAAGAUCUAUUUUUAAACUGUUGUUAAAAUGAGCUUUAGCCAGGAGCAGUGGCUCACACCUGUAAUCCCAGCACUUUGGGAGACCAAGGUGGGCCAAUCGCCUAAGGUCAGGAGUUCACAGCAGACUGGCCAACAUGGAAAAACCUUGUCUCUACUAAAACCAAAAAUUAGCCAGAUAUGGUGGAAGGCACCUGUAGUCCCAGCUACUCUGGAGGCUGAGGCAGGAGAAUCACUUGAACCUGGGAGGUGGAGGUUGCAGUGAGCCGAGAUUGUGCCGUUGCACUCCCACCUGGGCAACAAGAGCAAAACUUCAUAACAAAAAAUAAAAUAAAAUUAGUUUUAACAUUAAUAAUAUACUGAUGCAAAGGUAGAAUUUGUUUUCUUUUGAACAAGAUUUUCACAUGGUGUUAAGAAAUAGUAAAUUUUUUCUUCACCUUUUCAGUAAACUGCCACACAAAAAAAGAGGGUCAGAACCUGUCUCUUACUGUCUGUAUUAGGUCUUUUGAUUGCUUGGAAACCUGAAUCUCUUCUCUAUCAAAAAGUAAAGAUUUUGCUUUCUGAAAUCUUUUCAUUGUCCUUUUGGCUAAAUGAAUGGCUAUUAUUUUACAGUGACCUGUGCUUCUAUUUUGAUCAAGUGUUUUAAACUUUCUUAUUUUGAUAUCAAAUGUUUUACACCUUUUAUAUUUGACAAACUUCCCAAAAUCAAAUUUCAAAUUCUAAAUGCCAUUGGGUUUUGACCUCUAACUACCUUUUAGACUUUCCAGUAGGGCCCUCCUAUCCCCUCCCUGUUACCUCACUGUCUGUGACAGAGAAGAGGUCUGAAGAUGCGCCCGUCUGGGGGCACGUCUGCCAGGACCUCUUGUCCAGCAAAAGGGUUCCAACCUGGAUAGGGAGGUGCGCGGAAGAUAAAGAUGAUAGACAGCCGGGGUCUGGAGGGUUGAGAAGUCUGUGCUUCACCAACAGCUUUACUUAGCUCAGGGUCAGUUUAUACACAUUCUUGAAAGUUCGCUUAUGUCAGUUCAAUACAUUGUUCUGUGAGAUCAAGGGGAACAGAAAGUUUUACAGUGAAACUACAAGUUACAACAUAAAUCAGGUGGUUACAGUAGAAAGAUCAGAUACACAAUGGAACCCAGCAGGUGGGUCUUCCUAUCUACUUAAUAGACGCUCAGAUUCAUGAUCUCACUACACAGAAGUUUCUUUUAAGCUAUGACAGUCAAUCAUUACUGUCCGGACAGAGCAAAGAAGAAUAUGCUUGUGAAAAUGAACACACUGCUGCACAUGGCUGCUAACCGUUAGGUCACGGUGCACCUCAGGACUGCGUGGCCGUCUAGUGAUUGUCUGCAGUAGUUUAUCUUCAACCCAAAGCCUCUUUUAGAUCCUGCUUUUCUUAGCUCGACUUCCUUCAACUGGAGACUGUGCGUCUGGGCUCAAACUCACCGCAAGGUGAGACCCAAUUUAUUAGGGGUCUCACACGGGAGCGGUCCCCACACGCCCGCACUUGAAAAGCCUUUCCACCAGAUGGUGCCUGCCUCCCGGGCUCAUUCGGGUUCCAGAGAGGAUCCUUUACUUAUUAAUUAAUCAUUAAUUAAGACAAGUUAACUUCUGCCUCCUGGGUCCAUUCUUUUUCCCUAGUAGCCAUUUGCUGCCCCUCAGAAGAAUUGUCUGCAUUCCCCACCUCCUCCCUCCCCUAGGAAUAAGGGGGUUUACGCUUCUGUACCCCAUUGCGGGGUUGUGGUAAUCAAGGCACGCCAUGAAGUCUCCCUCACCCACAUUAAUACAUUUAUAUACCUGUUCUCCUAUUAAUUUGUCUCUUGUCAUUUGCUUUUCAGCAAACCUUCAGAGGGUGGAAGGCACACUUCCCCUUCCAAAGGGACAUUCAAAGCAUAGCAAAUCUUAAGGAGGUGAUGCUACCAGGAGACUCAGAGGUCCUCCCUCGGGAUCCAGGCCAAUGCUUGGAGGAGCUGAUGGAUGGAUGGAACACAGCUGUGUAAAAUAAAAUCACAUCGGCCGGGCGAGGUGGCUCACACCUAUGAUCCCAGCACUUUGGGAGGCUGAGAGCAGUAAGAUAAGAGGCCACAGGAGGAGAGAGGCCACCCUGGCAAUGUCAGCUAACAGCUUAUCUUCACCAGCAAGGCACGAGAGGAGACCAGGAGCAGCCUCCCCAUCACCACCCAGCUCAAUGCAGAUUCCACUUCUUUCUCCUCUCUGUAUUUAUCUUAUGUAAAGUGCAGUUUUACUCAGCUCCAGAAGAAUAGAUACUGGAUCCUUCCCCUACCUCCGCCUUUUCACAUGCAACCUGUGGAUUCAGUAAAUGCUCACCAAAACCUCAAAAGAAUGUGACCAUGCCCUCCAUACCCUUCCUCUCUUUUUUUUUUUUUUUUCUCCGAUGGUGGUUCUGUCAGUCUUGGAAAUAGACAUUCAGUGCCACAAAGAAAAAUCAGCACUGAGACAGAGGGUCUUUUAGCCACUCAGUUUUUACUUCCUGGACUGCAGGAAGGGUACCCUCGCUAACCAUCUUGCCACAGGAGGACAAUGAACAAAGGAAAACACACAAAUUUAUCCCUUAUACAUUUGGGGUCGUCCUUACUGCUGUGUCUGCUCUCUGUUGGCUGGAGCCAGACCUCACAAUCUAAACUAAAACCCGACUGGCUAAUAACUUUAAACUUUUCUUUCUUUUUUUUUUUUCUUUUUUGAGAUGGAGUUUUGCUCUUGUUACCCAGGCUGGAGUGCAAUGGCACGAUCUCGGCUUACCACAACCUCCGCCUCCUGGGUUCAAGCAAUUCUCCUGCCUCAGCCUCCCGAGUAGCUGGGACUACAGGUGCGCACCACCAUGCCCAGCUAAUUUUUGUAUUUUUAGUAGAGAUGGGGUUUCACCUUGUUGACCAGGAUGGUCAAGAGAUCAAGACCUCAUGAUCCACCUGUCUUGGCCUCCCAAAGUGCUGGGAUUAUAGGCAUGAGCCACUGUGCCCGGCCAAAGAGAAACUUUUUUACGUACAGUUGGGAGGCUGAAAGGCGAUGGCACGAUCUUGGCUCACUGCAACCUCCGCCUCCUGGGUUCAAGCAAUUCUCCUGCCUCAGCCUCCCGAGUAGCUGGGACUACAGGUACCUGGCACCACACCCAGUUAAUUUUUGUAUUUUUAGUAGAAAUAGGGUUUCACCAUGUUGGCCAGGCUUGUCUCAAACUCCCAACCUCAAUGAUCUGCCCCCCUUGGCCUCCAAAAGCGCUGGGAUUACAGGUGUGAACCACUGUGCCCAGCCUUGCACUUUUUCUUUUUAAUUUUUAAUUUUUUUAUUUUUUGUUGUAGAGACAGGGUUUUGUUAUAUUGCCCAGGCCAGUCUUGAACUCCCAGCCUCAAGCAAUCCCCCCACCUCAGCCUCCCAAAGUGCUGGAAUUACAGACGAGAGCCACCACACCCAGCCUCGUAGCUCACAUGUUGAUGUAAAAAGCCAAAUUCCACCUCAUUUUAAGGCUAGAGCUCCACCCCAAAGUGAACAUGGAAUAUGUAUGUUACGAGCAUGUUUACCCAUUGCACAUACACUCAACCCCCCUUAUGAACAGAUACAGCUCUUCCUCCAAACCUGCUGAAUCCGUGUGACUCUCUGUGUGACAGAGGCCCCACAAGGCAUCAGCCCCACCUGCCCCUUCCCUCUUGGAAGACAGCAAACCUUCAGUCCACACCAGAGAGGAUCUCUUCCUGAUUUGCAAGCUGAUCUCACCAAUCCAGCUAUACUUCCUGCUAUCUGCCCGUCCUGGUGGCCUUUGGAACGAUGAGCCGCUAGCCUCAAGCUGACUCCCAAGGGCAGAAUUAUUCAGGAACAACAGUGUCUCUGAGACCUCUGGUUACGAAGAAGGCCGUCCACAGGGAGAGGACCAAACCAAGCAACGGCCGAAACCAGGUGCAGAGUGUGGAGGUUGCAUUGUGCCGCUGCAUGUCACUGGCUUCCUGGGGAGCCUUUAGGGACAGGGAUUCUAGCAGUAACUGAUUUGGGAGCAGUGUCUUCAGUUUCAAAUGGCGCAGGGUGGAAGAGUGUGUUUGGCUGACACAGCACCUGCAGCUCACUGUGAGACAAUCAUGGGGAGCUGUACCUGAUUCAGACACGCAGAAGGUGACUCCCGAGGGGACAGCUGGACUGCUGGACUGGGUGAAAGUCCCUGUAGGAUCUGUGUGCCCUGAGAAGGGAGACUGUUCCUUUCACCCUCUAAGUGCCAAGUUGAAUGUCCCAGAUGGAGUAGCUGAUCAGAUUUGUACACAAGCCAUUUGAUGCCAGCUGUGUGAUGAACAGAAUAUGUUUCUACUGGACAAGCGCAUCGCCCACGUCAUGGAAGAUGCCCUGUGUAAGGGGCACGUUCUGCAUGGGCACCUCAUGUGACCUCAGUGCUGUAAAAUCCAGCAACAGUCCAAGAAAUGUUAUCAAAUUUGCUCUCAGUUUCACCUUGGGGGUCUUACAGAUAAUAAUAAAAACAAAUUAAUUAAUAAAGGGAAAGGCAGAGGGGAGAAGAGUCAAAAUGAAGAGGGAGACCCAGGCAUCUCAGAUCAACCCCCCCUUUUCAUUCCUAAGACUGUAAACUAAAACUCUUUUCAUAUGUAAUUCCUGAGCCUGUAAACCAAGACCCUUUUCAUAUGUUAAGCUAUAAACCUAAGAUUCUUCCACACGUAACAUCUAAAGUACAAGCCUUAUAUAAAGACGGAACCAUCCUUUGUUAGGGGAGCUUGGCUGUUAGGCAACUAUGCCACCUUGCUCCCAGCCAAAUAAACUCCUUCCUCCUGUAUUCAGUGUCCGAGAGAUCUGUUUCCCGUGGCCACUCCUGCUACAAAAAACUCAAAGAUAAAGGUUAUUAAGAAAUUAAGUAGCCAGGUACAAUGGCUCAUGUCUGUAACUCCAGCAGUUUGGGAGGCCGAGGCAGGAGGAUGGCUUGAGCCCAGGAGUUCAAGACCAGCCUGGGGAAUAUAGGAAGACCCCAUCUCUACAAAAAAAUGUAGAUUAAAAAACAUCAGCCAGGCAUGGUGGCAGGAAUGCACCUGUAGUCUCAGCUACUCAGGAGGCUGAGGCAAUAGACUUGCUUGAGCCCAGGAGGUCAAGUCUGUGCAGUGAGCCAUGAUUGCACCACUGGACUCCAGCCUGGGUGACAGAGUGAGAGAGACCUUGUCUCCAAAAAAAAAAAGAUACUGUAAUCUCAGCACUUUGGGAGGCUGAGGCGGGCAGAUCACAUGAGGUCAGGAGUUUGAGACCAGCCUGGCCAACAUGGUGAAACCCCAUCUCUACUAAAAACACAGAAAAGCGCUGCAUGCCGGAACAUGGCACAGGGACAGUGCAAGUUCCAGGCACACAAGCCAGCAAAGAGCAAGACGGCAGCGGUGGCCUCUGAAAAGAAUCGGGGCCCGAGGAAAGGCGGUCGUGUUAUCACUCCCAAGAAGGCGCGUGUCGUGCGGCAGCAGAAGCUUGGGAAGUGUCUAACUGUUGCCCAAGCUGGAGUGCAUCGGGAUCUGAAGACCGAACAGAAUGUGAGGACGAAAGCCAGCAGCAGCCUGCCCAAGAAGCUGGCACUGCUGAAGGACCCGGCCAAGAAGAACAGGGCAGCUGCCACCGCCUCCUCCAACAAGGGACCUUCCUGAGGACGCUGGCCCAGUGCAGGCCAACACCCUACCCCCCACCUUUAUGAUGAGACAUUGCAGUGAUCCCACAAGCUGCAGUCUCAGGAAGAGGACCCUGUCCCCCAGCUCUGGGCCUCACCUAGAACUUCAGUGGGGCCUGGCCCAUGGGCAGACGAUCAGCAGAUCUUAGCGUACUGAGAACUGUCCCCAUGCCCCUUCCCAGGUCCUGCCUCCACAGGUUUAACCCAGAGUAAUAAACCUGGCUUUGUUAUUAAAA
Molecule: messenger RNA, 7461 nt
Organism: Callithrix jacchus (white-tufted-ear marmoset)
Lineage: Eukaryota; Metazoa; Chordata; Mammalia; Primates; Cebidae
Product: leydig cell tumor 10 kDa protein homolog
Source: RefSeq, a predicted model, not a curated record